UUUAGCAAUAUCUUACAAUACAAUUUAAUUUUUAAUUUUAUAAAAAUCAGCUUAGAAAUAUGACUGACGAAACUAGAUGGAAUGUUUUUGUUUACGGCACUUUAAAGAAAGGAGAACCAAACCAUGGCUGGUUGUCCAGAUCUGAGAAUGGAUUCCAGGAGUAUCUAGGAGCAGGCAGAACGAACAAAUCAUUUCCUCUAGUCAUAGCUUCCAGAUACAAUAUUCCAUUUGUGUUAGACAGUCCUGGGACUGGAAACAGGGUUGAAGGAGAAGUAUACCGCGUAGAUGCAUCAAUGCUCAGCAAACUUGAUGAAUUAGAGAACCAUCCAAGUUACUACACCCGGAGAUUAGAAGAUGUUGAAGUGUCAGGAGAAAUGAUUCAAUGCUGGAUUUAUAUAUGGUCUGGGUUUAAACCGGAGCUCUUAGAUAAUCAUGAAAAUAAGAUACUGAGAUGUACACAAGCUACUCAAAUAUGGGUCAGCACGGUAAGCAGUACGUCAGCAAAACUGGACGUAGUCAGGGAAAACACAUUCACUAAAAACUUUGCCUUGAGACUUCGAGAGCCUUUACAUGGGGGAGAGGGGUGGGGGGGUCCACAGGGGCAAACACUACAGGAAUUUUUCCAGAGAAAAACUUUUUUUCUUUCCAGGGGGGGGGAGUCUCAGCUCAGUGGGGGAAACCAUGAUUUUACUGAUCCAUUGAACCCCCAUUUCCUUUAUCCCAGUAAGUUGGAGCUUUGAUCACAACCUGACCCAUAAAACAUAAGGUUUUCUCAUUUUAUCUGGAAUGCUUUUUUAUCCGUGGAUGAGUUUUCAAUGAACGGUUAUAAAAACUAGACAACUCUGGGUAAGUUGUUAAAUUCUUGAAUGAACCAAAUUCAAAUUGAUUGGUUUGGACUCGUGAGUAAAACUCUUUAAUCGAGAAGU
Messenger RNA from Eurytemora carolleeae, 926 nucleotides. RefSeq names its product putative gamma-glutamylcyclotransferase CG2811. Bases 60 to 740 code for a protein of 226 amino acids. The transcript is spliced from 7 exons. The record is from RefSeq and is a predicted model, not a curated record. Gene Ontology annotation, molecular function: gamma-glutamylaminecyclotransferase activity. NCBI's taxonomy places the organism in Eukaryota, Metazoa, Arthropoda, Copepoda, Calanoida, Temoridae.